Messenger RNA from Miniopterus natalensis, 860 nucleotides. RefSeq names its product S-phase kinase associated protein 1 (gene SKP1). Gene Ontology annotation, biological process: ubiquitin-dependent protein catabolic process. Lineage: Eukaryota; Metazoa; Chordata; Mammalia; Chiroptera; Miniopteridae. The record is from RefSeq and is a predicted model, not a curated record.
CGCUGUUGCUAUAAGUGGCCUUGUUGUCCUCUUUUCUUUCUUGAUCCUGCUGACGCUUCCCCGCUCUCGUCAGCCUCCGUCCCGCUCUCUCCUUGAGACCGAGCACCAUGCCUUCAAUUAAGUUGCAGAGUUCUGAUGGAGAGAUAUUUGAAGUUGAUGUUGAAAUUGCCAAACAAUCUGUGACUAUCAAGACCAUGUUAGAAGAUUUGGGAAUGGAUGAUGAAGGUGAUGAUGACCCAGUUCCUCUACCAAAUGUUAAUGCAGCAAUAUUAAAAAAGGUCAUUCAGUGGUGCACCCACCACAAGGAUGACCCUCCUCCUCCUGAGGAUGAUGAGAACAAAGAAAAGCGAACAGAUGAUAUCCCUGUUUGGGACCAAGAAUUCCUCAAAGUUGACCAAGGAACACUUUUUGAACUUAUUCUGGCUGCAAACUAUUUAGACAUCAAAGGUUUGCUUGAUGUUACAUGCAAGACUGUUGCCAAUAUGAUCAAGGGGAAAACUCCUGAAGAGAUUCGCAAGACCUUCAAUAUCAAAAAUGACUUUACUGAAGAAGAGGAAGCCCAGGUACGCAAAGAGAACCAGUGGUGUGAAGAGAAGUGAAAAGUUGUGCCUGACACUGUAACACUGUAAGGAUUGUUCCAAAUACUAGUUGCACUGCUCUGUUUAUAAUUGUUAAUAUUAGACAAACAGUAGACAAAUGCAGCAGCAAAUCAAUUGUAUUAGCAGAAUAUUGUCCUCAUUGCAUGUGUAGUUGGGGUACAGAUUCCAAACCUAUGGCUGAGUUUCUUCCAGUAUGAUCAAAAGUAUCUUUUUUCUUUGCUCUGAAUAAAACUGAAUUGUGGGUUCUCUAUAGAAAAGUGG